This is a messenger RNA of Fonsecaea pedrosoi CBS 271.37, 3627 nucleotides long. RefSeq lists its product as uncharacterized. Gene Ontology annotation, molecular function: protein binding. Bases 1 to 3627 code for a protein of 1208 amino acids. The record is from RefSeq and is a predicted model, not a curated record. NCBI's taxonomy places the organism in Eukaryota, Fungi, Ascomycota, Eurotiomycetes, Chaetothyriales, Herpotrichiellaceae. The transcript has a single exon.
AUGCCCCUGACCGAAAAUGUACGCCUCCUAAACGAGCCUUGGAAUCCAGUCUUAACCCUCGAGGCAGGCUUAAUACAGGUCGCUAAAUUUGAACACGAUGUCGCCAACUAUGCCUCUACACUCGCCCGCAGACCCGGCACCGCCCCGUCGAAUCAGCCUCUGCCAGACUCCCAAGCUACCUCUCUCGAAGAAGACCUCCGCGGCACGGGACAUCCGUUUGAAGAGGUGGUACAAGGCCAAACAUGCUUGCUUUGGGCGCGCUGGGUAGGCGCCCACAAAUCGGACCGCAAGAUUCCCGCUGUUACAUUCGAACCCUUACGAACCGCAGCAGAUGCCAUUUCAACAUGGACAAAGAUCUGCGUGGUCAAGACGGUUUACAUCAAAGGGAUGUUCUUAGCACAAGCCGGGAAUGGCAAAGAGGCAAAUGAACUACUUGGCUCUCUACUUCCUUGGCUAGAUGCCAACAGGAGCAUGGUUGUUUCUACUCCUCAACUCCUUUACUGGGCACAACAACUACUCGGACGGGUUGCAUUAGGCCAGAGCUCGUCAGUGACAGAAUCUACGGACACCAUUACUCCCGAGUCAGCCUCGUUCAGACUCCAAGCCUUCCGUCACUGGGCCGUGCUCGCGGUUAAGGACCAGGAGAUUUCGGCAUCGACUUAUGGUAAUGGCCCGGGACAUUUGUCAAAGCUCGACAUGUGGAGAGCUUACUAUAGGUUCAUGUCCAGUAUUCUGCAAAACAGACAAGGAAUGGCGAACCACCUCCCCAUUGGACACUCUGACUUGGCGAUCGAGUUGAGGAGGGUAGAGACAUCUUAUGAGAACGAGCUCUUGCGAAACGUUCAAUUUCCCAAGGCUACUGAGUCCAACGCAAUCAUAGAGACCUGGGUGGAAGAAUUUAUUCUCAACUGGCAGAUUCUUUGCGGACCCAAUUGGUCUGACUCGGACUUGGGAGAAGGUGGUCGCAAUUCGUGUGGCAGAAAUGUGCUCGACAUGCUUUAUCGAGCUGCCACAAAGUCAUUUCACUCUACCCUUAUCUUACGCCGCUUGUUUCAAGUGCAUAAAGCCUUGACGGACUUUGGCUUGGCUUACAAGGCUUUGGACACCUAUAUUGAGCUUAUGGAACGAGCGCGGACUAGGGCUGCCAAGUCUGAAACUGCAGCAACCAGCAGAGACAGUGAUGAGGUCUUUAUGAAAACCAUUGCUGAAGGUAUUGAAGGCCUGUGCUCCUUUGGCCGCUACGCUGAGGCGGAAAAGGCACAUGAGCUGUGUGAUAAGCUCGAAGAUCUCCUGGACGAACUCGAACCGCCAGCCACAAGUUCUGUUCCCAAUGGCUUCGCAUCGAGAAGCAACGCAGUUGUCAACGGGGAAGGGCCGGUCACCCCCACUUUGUCCGCCGACUUGCUGGAGGCUGCCUACCGAGCCAUUGGCAUAGGAAAAGCCCAGUGGGCUCGGUGGACACCUUUCAGUGAGGAACGGACCAACCUUCAGACCACGGCCAUUGAAUGUUUACAGACGGCGGCAGCACAAGAUCUCCCUUCUGAAAAGCUACUACCAUCCCUGUAUGCACUAAGUCAAUUGCUCGCGCAGACGCGAGACAUUGAUCAGGCGAUCGCAACUGUGAAGAGAGCGCUGGCCUGGGAGACAGACAAGCUCGAGCAACACGAUAACUAUAGCAUACAACGGCAACUGCUGCCAUUCUGGCACUUGUUAUCCCUCCUGCUCACUUCCCGACACAACUUUGAGACAGCAAGCCAAAGUUGCGUGGCAGCCUUUGAGCAAUUUUCGCCACCAGAGACAAUCUUCGGCGACUUCUCCAAUGGUGCGUCGAUUGGUGGAAGAUCAGCUAGUGGGAGUCGCAAACUUGGAUUGGUGGAUGAUAUGGAGUGUGACGAGUUACAAAAAAUCAUCGAGAUUCGCAUCACUGAACUCGCAUUGACAGAGCUGAUCGAAGGUCCAGAGCAUGCGGUCAACAACAGCAACGACUUGCUUGCAUUGUACUCCCGGCUGUUUGGACGGUAUGGAGUGAUCGCUUUCAGCGAAGAAACGUCGAGAAAACGAUCAAUCCAGCCACCUAAAAGCUCGGGUGGCACAGUCAGGAGUCUUCCGGGCAAGCUGUUCCAUCGAAAGAGAUUGGGAAGGUCGAGUGAAUCAUCCAAAGGAGUGCCGAUCAAUAUCGCUCCGUCGAUAACGGAAGAAGUGCGGCCCAGUACUCAGGCGACCCAAACCACCCAAGCGCCGACUAUCCAGGUAAUCAAUGAAGACGGAAAACCGUCACCGCAUAAGCACAAAAUAUUUCAUAUCCAUGAGCAUGGUAAGGAAGGGAAGCGUCACUCUUCAGCACCUGUAUCCACAAAGGGUCUAAGGUCAAGGCGGUCCAGGUCACUGAGUCGAGGGAGAAAGGAGCCAAGUCAUGCCUCAAGUACGAGACAGUCUUUCGAAACUUCGCAGGAUACAGUCCCUACCCCAGAGGCGCUGACAGGUGCUGGCCAACCCGAGCAACGGCCCCAGUUAGAAACCAUAAAAUCCGGCGAUGUUCCAGAGGUGCCUGUGUCUCCAGACCACGAUGCGAGCGAAGGAGCCAAACAACCCCUCAAGGAGAUACCGCACAACUUGACAUCGCAUGAGAAAGUGCCACUUCCAGCGCAGCACCAAGAUCAACCGCCACAGCAAGAUGUGCGGCUGCCAGUCGUGGGGCCGGGGACAUUGCGGACGGACCCUACACCUCGGUUCCCGCGCACUGCAUCUCAGAGACACGCCCUGAGUAUACUGGUCAAAAUAUGGCUGAUUAUUGCAACACUCUACCGAAGAGGAAACAUGUUUGACGACUCACGGGAAGCUUGCGAUGAGGCAGCUAAAGUGGCAUUGAAGAUUGAGGGCAUGGUUGCCGGCGUGGAAAGUUCGGCACGCGCCUUCGGUGACAGCGGAUGGGGCGGCGGAGGGAAAAGCUCAGACGAGCUUUGGGCUGACGUGUACUGUGAGCGAGCAGAACUGCUAAUGGCUAUUGCCCGAGCUCGCGAAGAGAAGGAAGGCACUGUCUUCUCUGAAGGGAUCCGCGAGGCGGUGGACAACUAUGAGCAAUGUCUGAUGUACUUUGCCGACCAUCCGGGAGGGAUCGUGGGUUUGAGUAAUGUGCUCCUGGACUACUACGAACGCAAAGUAGAACUGGCCCGGCGAAUCGACAAUGGCAGGCCAAGGACAGAAGAGCCACAGCAGCCACAACCCCAGGAUGAACCAAGUCGGCCAAAGCACAAACGCGAAUGGAGCCGAAUCUCUACGGGCGCCGCCACCAACGGCUGGUUCGAGAUGGAUGGUCCAGCUGCGAAUACAAGCACCUCUGUGGGGACGUCCAACACUCCGUCGCCAAGAGAAGAGGAUCUUAAGAAGACGCCGGACAACCUCAACAGAUUGGCAGCUCGUGAUCGGGCAUAUGGACUGCUGUCAACACUGACGAAAUUAGGUUUGGGUUGGGACAACUCAGAAGCAUGGUUUGCGCUGGCCAGAGCGCAUGAACUGGGCGGCGAGGUGGACAGAGCCAGGGAGAUUCUCUGGUGGUGCGUCGAGUUGGAAGAUACACGGCCUAUUCGACACUGGGGAAAUAUUGGAUGUGGAGGGUACGUCCUCUGA